UUCAAUUUGUAGACGUAAUAUAAAAUUACUAAACAUUUAUAAAAAAACGAAUUUCACAAACCUAUUCCUGAAAUAAAUUAUUAAAUAAAAUAGAAGCCGAACAAAAAUCAUGUAUACUGUACAACCAAACAAUGUAGUUUAUGGGUUUAAUUACAUAUGAGUUAUCAGACAUACAGAAUUCUGGUAUAAUAUAAACUGCACUAUAAAGACUCAAAGCACAAAUAAAACUACAUCAUACAAUUAUAUUUCUCACGAAACUGCAAUGCUUAAUGAUCCCAAAUUUCUUUAAAUUUAAUACAUUAUUGAUCAAUUUAAUAAUAAGACAAGUGUAAAAUACAUGCAAGCAACUAAUCUAAAAGCAAACAAAAAACCUAAAAUGUAAAAAGGCAAAGUGUCAAAGCAUCAGUCAAUAAAAGAAGUAAAAGGUCUAUACCAAGUGCUUUCCACGCUCGUGUUGCCCAUCACCAUCGGUUUGAAAAGAGAGUGACAGGUCUUUGUUGGUGAAUAGAAAUCAGUGGCAUAGGAGAGAGGGAGAACUCCUCCUACCCAAUUACCCAAGCUGGGCAGGCGUUUGCUCUCUUCACAAAUAGGACACAGGAUCUCUAACACACACAGUCCCAAACCUGACUUUCAAGCAUUCGGAUCCCCAGUAGGAGAUUGGGACUAUCUGAAAUCACCAUUUAAAACUUCAGACGCGUAAACAUCUCGUCCAGACUUCUGGUUUUGCCUUAUAUCAUCCGGACUAUACUUUUUCCCUCCUAGACAUUGGAGAAGUGGACUGGUUCCUGUCUCUCAGCUUGUUCUUGCGUUUUCCAUCAAACUCUAUCGGCUUCGUUUUUAAGCUUGCAUUUGUGUGAAUUUGUUGGUGCAGAUCCUCUCGGAUGUUUUAAGGAUCCGGACAGUUGUAUAUGGAAGUUGUGGGGUGCAAGGCGAAAGAAAGCAGUUGCACAUUGCGUCCAGCAGCCAUGCUUUUCCACGGCAUCUCUGGGGAUCAUAUUCAAGGGAUCAUGGAGGAGAUGGAGAGGAGAUCCAAAACGGAGUCUCGUCUUGGUAAAACCGUUCAGAUGAACGGGCGAGAGACGACUAUGCCCUCCAUGAGUCCAGAGAAGCCUGCCUUAUGCGCCGGCUGUGGUGGGAAAAUCUCGGACAGAUAUUACUUACUCGCCGUUGAUAAACAGUGGCAUUUACGGUGUCUGAAGUGUUGUGAAUGUAAACUGGCCCUCGAGUCCGAACUGACGUGUUUCGCCAAGGAUGGCAGCAUUUACUGCAAAGAGGAUUACUACAGGUUCUCCGUGCAGAGAUGUGCCCGCUGCCACCUUGGUAUCUCCGCAUCGGAAAUGGUGAUGCGCGCCAGGGACUCCGUGUACCAUCUGAGCUGCUUCACCUGCACCACAUGCAACAAAACACUGACCACGGGUGACCAUUUCGGCAUGAAAGACAACUUGGUUUACUGCCGGGUUCACUUCGAGACCCUUAUUCAGGGAGAAUAUCACCCUCAAUUAAACUACGCUGAAUUAGCGGCCAAAGGCGGGGGGCUUGCUUUGCCUUACUUCAAUGGCACGGGCACGGUGCAGAAAGGAAGGCCGCGGAAGAGGAAGAGUCCGGCGAUCGGGAUAGAUAUCGGCAAUUACAACUCAGGUUGUAACGAGAACGACGCGGAUCAUUUGGAUCGCGAUCAGCAGUCGUACCCUCCUUCCCAGAAGACCAAGCGCAUGCGCACGUCCUUCAAACACCAUCAGCUCCGCACCAUGAAGUCCUACUUUGCCAUAAACCACAACCCUGAUGCAAAGGACUUAAAACAGCUGGCCCAAAAAACGGGCUUGACCAAGAGAGUUCUUCAGGUUUGGUUCCAAAACGCACGGGCCAAAUUCAGAAGGAACGUUUUGCGGCAGGAGAAUGGGGGUGUUGAUAAGGCUGAUGGCACAUCACUUCCGCCGCCCUCAUCUGACAGCGGUCCUCUGACCCCACCAAGCACGGCCACCACACUAACUGACCUGACCAAUCCCUCUAUCACCGUAGUAACAUCAGUGACCUCUAGUUUGGACAGCCACGAAUCUGGGAGUCCCCCACAAACUACCUUGACAAACCUUUUCUAACACGGAUUUGUUUUUAUUUUUUGUCCUUUAUCACCCCCUUUUUUUCUGAUUGUUGUCCACGAAACACUUUUUGGAGACCAGGGAAAGACCUUUGGACAUUGAACAAAAAUGAAAGACCUAAAUGUGUAGCAUUUGCAACCGCGUGGCAGCUGAGUUUGUUUUUUUUGUUUGUUUUUUUGGUUAAAAAUCUGCACAGUUAUCAUUUUAGACGGUGACUAAUUUUUAUUUUUAAGACAUUAAAAUGUGAGUUUCAGUUUAAAUACCCUCCAAAAAUAUAUCUGCACACUGUGUGCCAGCAUACAUGUUAUGUUUUUUGCAUUUUAGCCUUUCUGGUAUGGAAAUACAAAUAUAUUUGUAAGAACGUAAUAUAAAGAAAAUUAUUUAUUUCAUUUGUAUCUUAAAUUGGACAUACUUUUCUUUAAAUGGUUUAGGUUUCACCGUGCAGAUCUUUACAGUGAUUGUAGCUCAUUCUGUACCUUCACAUUACAGUUGUCUCCAAAACUCAAAUGCCCAGCGGAUGCUGUAACCUCAAUUUAGCACUGUUCCCUCACCGAUUCUGCAAUGAAAAAUCAAACUGUACACCUGUACUUCAUCUGUACAGUAAGAAAUGCUUCAAAUGCCCGAUUUUGGCACGACGUUGUGCAAUAUCAGAUUUUCAAGGUGGCCUAAUGAAUUGUUUCUAAAGUAGCAGAUUUAACCCUGUCUGUUUGGGCCUCAACUAGUGGGACAACUGUUUCGAAUUAAGAGAUAAAUACUCGGUGACAAUAUGGUGCCCAGUAGGAAACAUUAUGAGCGAGUCCCUCAUGCUGAAUGUAGGUCCCAGCGUGACUUGUGAAUGCUAAGCAGGAAGUUCCUGCUGCUUUUAUGAAUCCAGAAAAUUCAGAAUUGAUAAGCGAGAUAACUCGAAGAGAAGCAUCUUUUCUUUUCCUUUUCUAAGACGGACCCUUGCCACUGAACAGACCAAAAAAUAUUUAUUGUGGGUUGGAGGUGCAGGGCAGUUUAAGAUCGGUCGGGGUAAAACAUUUCCUAAAUUUGUUCUGUUGUAGAACAAAGUGGUACACUAGAUCUACUUCAUGAAGUAGAUGCUUAACUCAGUUCUACUAUGUGCCUUACCUUGGAAGAGAGUUUGUGAAAUUCAGGAGAUACAUGUUUGUUUGUUAAAUGAUUUACAUUCUUGAAACGCCUCACUAGUUUUGUACUGUUCUGUUUUCCAUCUGACUUUUGGAAGAUCUUUUUAAUAGCGUAUUCUGUUACGAGGGGGCAGCAAUGUCAUAGAAAGCAGUUCAGUGCACUCUUUCUGAUAUAGUUGGUAAAUCCGAGAAUCAUAUAUAUUGAUCUUCGUGUUAAUAGUACAGUACGUGUUCUGCCGAGAUUGUCCAUGUUUCCUUGUUUCUUGAAAAUGAUGGUGUAUAGAAACUAUUUCCCCUUAAAUAUUUAUGGACCAAACAGUUGUUAUAUCUUAUUAAAUUUGUGUGAAUAAAA
Misgurnus anguillicaudatus (oriental weatherfish) is the source of this 3578-nucleotide messenger RNA. It is a transcript of the gene lhx9, whose product is annotated as LIM homeobox 9. Gene Ontology annotation, cellular component: nucleus. The record is from RefSeq and is a predicted model, not a curated record. NCBI's taxonomy places the organism in Eukaryota, Metazoa, Chordata, Actinopteri, Cypriniformes, Cobitidae. Gene Ontology annotation, molecular function: DNA-binding transcription factor activity, RNA polymerase II-specific; RNA polymerase II transcription regulatory region sequence-specific DNA binding. Gene Ontology annotation, biological process: regulation of transcription by RNA polymerase II; neuron differentiation.